This is a messenger RNA of Nelumbo nucifera (sacred lotus), 2424 nucleotides long. Its product is annotated as Transducin/WD40 repeat-like superfamily protein. The record is from RefSeq and is a predicted model, not a curated record. Gene Ontology annotation, cellular component: catalytic step 2 spliceosome. Gene Ontology annotation, molecular function: mRNA binding; protein binding. Lineage: Eukaryota; Viridiplantae; Streptophyta; Magnoliopsida; Proteales; Nelumbonaceae. Gene Ontology annotation, biological process: mRNA splicing, via spliceosome.
UCGAUGGUGGUCCGGACGUGAGGCCAAGGCAGGUAUCGGCGUGGGCGUCGUAAAGUAAACCUCCGAGUCCGAGGCGGUUACUUCUGUUUUUCAAAAACAAAAUCAUACGUGGAGGGCGGUAAUCAGUAGCCGCGAUUCUGGAUGUCAAAAGCUGUGCGCCCGAGCCCAAACAUCAUUGAGCCAACAAACCCUAACGUCUACUGCGGGCCUGCGGCCAUCCUCACCUCCGAUGAACAGUUGUCCCUCAUAUGGAAUAAGAAUCAAUCCUAGUUCACCUGUUACACAGAGUAACUCAAGGGGGCUUCUCUCUCCUUAACCUGUAAUUUACCCUUUGAAGCAUCCAUGGAUCUACUGCAAAGCUACACAGAUAAGAGUGAUGGUGAAGACGAAGAACAGAAGCCUACUUCAACAUCCUCCACUCCUUCCUCCCCAGAUUCAUCUCCUCCUCGAAUACCUCUACCAUCAAAAAGCUCAGCUCCAAAGGUUGAUGACACCAUGCUUGCCCUAACUGUUGCUGACAGAAAUAGAGCCCUUCACAAACCAAUUGAUCCUGCACAGCAUGCUGUAGCCUUCAACCCUACAUAUGACCAACUCUGGGCACCAAUCUAUGGCCCUGCACACCCCUAUGCAAAGGAUGGUAUCGCUCAGGGCAUGCGGAAUCACAAGCUAGGGUUUGUGGAAAAUGCAGCAAUAGAGCCUUUUAUUUUUGAUGAGCAAUACAAUACCUUCCACAAGUAUGGUUAUGCUGCUGAUCCCUCUGCUUCAGCUGGGAAUAAUUAUAUUGGUGAUUUGGAUGCAUUGCAGAAGAAUAAUGGUGUUUCUGUUUACAAUAUUCCACAACAUGAGCAGAAAAAGCGAAAGCUUGAGAAAAAGAAAGAAGUAACGGAGCAUGAGGAGAAUGAUCCUUCGAGUGAUGAUGUGGAUGUGGAUGUGUCUGAGGUAGAAAAUCCAGCAUCAGAAGAGUGGCUGAGAAAAAACAGGAAGAGCCCAUGGGCAGGGAAGAAGGAAGGGUUGCAGACAGAAUUGACAGAAGAGCAGAAGAAGUAUGCAGAGGAGUAUGCUGAGAAAAAGGCUGAGAAAGAGAGAGGUGGUGGUGGAGAUAAGACUGAAGUAGUAACAGAUAAAAGCACUUUUCAUGGGAAAGAAGAACGGGAUUAUCAGGGUAGGUCAUGGAUUGCCCCUCCAAAAGACGUUAAGGCAACAAAUGAUCAUUGUUAUAUACCAAAAAGGUGGGUUCACACAUGGAGUGGUCACACUAAGGGUGUAUCAGCAAUUCGGUUCUUUCCAAAGCAUGGGAAUCUGCUCCUUUCUGCAGGAAUGGACACAAAAGUCAAGAUCUGGGAUGUUUUCAAUUCAGGCAAGUGUAUGCGGACUUACAUGGGUCAUUCAAAAGCUGUUCGAGACAUCUCAUUUUCUAAUGAUGGGACCAAGUUUUUGAGUGCUGGAUAUGAUAAGAAUAUCAAGUACUGGGAUACGGAGACUGGGAAGGUAAUAUCAACAUUCUCUACUGGGAAGAUCCCUUAUGUUGUUAAGCUCAACCCAGAUGAUGAUAAGCAGAACAUCCUACUUGCGGGAAUGAGUGAUAAGAAGAUUGUUCAGUGGGAUAUGAACACUGGACAAAUCACACAAGAGUAUGAUCAGCAUUUGGGUGCAGUAAAUACCAUCACAUUUGUAGACAACAAUAGAAGGUUUGUCACAUCGAGUGAUGACAAGUCCCUUCGUGUGUGGGAAUUUGGGAUUCCUGUUGUUAUAAAGUACAUCAGUGAGCCUCACAUGCAUUCUAUGCCAUCAAUUGCACUCCAUCCCAAUUCAAAUUGGCUUGCAGCCCAGAGUUUGGACAAUCAAAUUCUUAUUUACAGCACAAGGGAGAGGUUUCAGCUCAAUAAGAAGAAGAGAUUUGCAGGGCAUAUAGUUGCAGGAUAUGCUUGCCAGGUCAAUUUUUCACCAGAUGGAAGGUUUGUUAUGUCAGGAGAUGGUGAGGGAAAGUGCUGGUUUUGGGACUGGAAAAGCUGCAAAGUUUUUAGAACCCUGAAGUGUCAUGAGGGUGUAUGCAUUGGGUGCGAGUGGCAUCCACUGGAACAGAGCAAAGUCGCAACUUGUGGCUGGGAUGGCAUGAUUAAGUAUUGGGAUUAGCAUUUCUUGCGCUGUGCACUUUGAAAUCCUGGAAAUCUGGUGCAGUUCUCCGCUUGGGGAUAGGGGAACAAGAAAGACGUGGAUUUGGAACCAUUGCUCCUAUGUACUUGUUUCUUGUAACAUGAUUUAUAACUAUCUCUUCCAAGUUUUUAUAGUCCAUUAUUACUUGAUCAUCUGCAAUUUUCCAUCUGUCUUUUUUGUGUGGACAGCAUUCCAGCAUAAUGCAAUGAAAUUCACCAGUGUCCAGUGUAAGCCGUUAGGAGUACUUAAAGAUUGGUUGUUUGAUGACCA